This is a messenger RNA of Sabethes cyaneus, 1218 nucleotides long. RefSeq names its product phytanoyl-CoA dioxygenase domain-containing protein 1 (gene Phyhd1). Lineage: Eukaryota; Metazoa; Arthropoda; Insecta; Diptera; Culicidae. Bases 233 to 1093 code for a protein of 286 amino acids. The transcript is spliced from 3 exons. The record is from RefSeq and is a predicted model, not a curated record.
CGGGUUGGUGAUUUCCGAGUGGUGUGUUUUUAUUUUUGUUUCGUUUCUUGCCUACCGUUCGUAACUUAUCGCUGCGCUUUCGAGCCGUUCGAGAUAAGAAGGAGAAAGUUCAAGUGCGACUGAUAAGUGAACCAUUAUCGACGGGUAUUUACUGUUUGGCGCGCAGCGAUAGCGCCGACCGUUUGCCUAUCGAGGCCAUUUCCUUUGUUAUUGGGAGCUCCAUUCGGCAAGCAUGAGAAACCUGCUGAUCGAUCAGAUAGCGGAGGACGGCUUCGCCGUCAUCGAUGAUUUUCUUACUGCGGAAGAGGUCGCCGAACUGCUGGAAGCGGGACAAAGCCUGCACAAAGACGCCCCCAAGGAAGAACGGAGAGUAUUUAGUACCAUUAAUGCCAAAGCGACGCAAAGCAAAGAUCGGUACUUCAUCGAGAGUGGCGACAAAGUACGAUACUUUUUCGAGGAAGGUGCCGUCGACGAAAACGGUGAACUGCUGGUAGACCCCUCGGUGGCGCUAAAUAAGGUUGGCCAUGCGCUGCACACCGAACAUCCGGCGUUUUCGAACAUUACGUUCUCCAAUCGGGUUAAGGAAGUUUGCUGGCAGCUGGGCUUCCAAAGUCCAGCCGUAGCGCAGAGCAUGUACAUUUUUAAGAACCCCGGAGUCGGCGGUGAAGUGAAAUCCCACCAGGAUGCGACCUAUCUGUACUCGGACCCGAGCUCGACGAUCGGUUUUUGGAUCCCGCUGGAAGAUGCAACUCCACAGAAUGGCUGUCUGUACUUUAUCAAAGGUUCCCACAAAAGUGGUGUUCACAGGAGGUACAUCCGCAAUCCAGACAAAACAUCAAACGACCUGUUGAUAUACGAUCGGCCGGCCCCACUGUAUCCGCAGUCUAACUUCGCUCCGGUCCCCGUUAAAGCCGGUUCGCUGGUAUUGAUUCACAGCCAGGUGGUGCAUCGAAGCGACGCGAACCGCUCGAACCGAAGCCGGCAUGCGUACACGUUCCACGUGAUCGAAACGGAGAACUGUGCCUACUCGAAGGAAAACUGGUUGCAACCGAGCGAAGAGCAACCAUUUCCGGUGCUAUUCGAGAGGAAUUGAGUUGCUGCCGGCCUUCGUGUCGGGACAUAGCUUGUUGAGACGUGAGUGCCAUAGAUGAUGAUUAUGAUGAUGAUGAUAUUUACUAGCACUAGUUUUGUUGUGUAUGAGAAAAUAUAUACCGUUUA